This is a messenger RNA of Eriocheir sinensis (Chinese mitten crab), 1019 nucleotides long. Its product is annotated as dehydrogenase/reductase SDR family member 11-like. The coding region runs from base 64 to 921 and encodes 285 amino acids. Lineage: Eukaryota; Metazoa; Arthropoda; Malacostraca; Decapoda; Varunidae. The transcript has 7 exons. The record is from RefSeq and is a predicted model, not a curated record.
AAUACCUAAGGGCUCACCAACGUGACUCAGCUCGGCUAACCAUUCAUAGCGUCCCUAUAUAUAAUGCCGCUGCCACAACAACGAAUGCUAUAUGUUGGUAGGCAGCCUCCGCGCGAGGAGGAACACAAGAUCAGACACCACAAGACAAGCAGCGCUUGGAUCGUUGUCGAAAUGAAGCGGUGGGCAGGUCGUGUGGCACUAGUGACGGGGGCCAGCGCGGGGAUCGGUGCCAGCGUGGCUCGAAGGCUGGUGGCUGAAGGCAUGAAGGUCGUGGCCGUUGCUCGUAGGAUUGAUAGAUUGCAGGCAAUGGGGAACGAGCUCAAGGGUAAGCCGGGCACGCUAAUCCCCAUUAAGUGUGACCUCACCAAGGACGAUCAGGUGUUGAGCAUGUUCGCACAGAUCAAACGGGACCUGGGGGGCGUCGACGUCUGUGUCAACAAUGCAGGAUUUUGUAUUCCUAACGAUCUGCUGAAGGGAAGCCCCAAGGAGUGGCGUGAUAUGCUGGACCUCAACGUAGUGGCUCUGUGCCUGUGCACGCGGGAGGCCGUGGCCUCCAUGCGGGAACGCGGCGUUGACGACGGACACAUAUUUCACAUCAACAGCAUUGGUGGUCAUCGCGUGUCCAACAAUACAAGCUUAAACUUCUACAGUGGUACCAAACACAUGGUGACCAUGCUCACCGAGGCCCUGCGGCGUGAACUGAAGACUAGCAACAUCAGGAUAACGAGCAUCAGCCCCGGCCUGGUGGAAACAGAGUUCGUCAUAAGUUCGGGCUUCAGCGAGGAGAUGUCCAAGCAAAUAUACAGUAAAAUGCCAAGCAUACAGGCAGACGACAUCACCAACACGCUCAUUCACGUGCUGUCUGCGCCACCUAAUGUGCAGGUCCAUGAAGUGAUAGUAAUUCCCACCAAGACAGACUGAGGGCUGUCAAUGAGGCUGUGACCAGCUGGCUAACUGGCUUCUUGGCUAACUGUCUAGCUAUGUAUAGAAAGAAAACAAAAUAAAAUUACCUAAGUGUA